GAUGAUUUGGAUCCCUGUUGUUUUGACUCACAUUUGGCCCUGAUGUGAUGAAGUCAGGCAGAGGAUGUGGGAUCUGUGUAUUUCAUCGUAUUUUUGCAGAGACUUAACAAUGCGUUGAGUUGUGGUCUUCGAGCUGUAUUCGGCUUCCUGUCCUCCUGUGCUGCGCAGGAUGCCUCACAGUCACGUUCUCCGUCUGCACUGCUGAGCUCAAGGGGCGUCUGGAGAGGCCAAAGAGCAUCCUGGGAGUUAAUCUGACAUCUAGCCCUCCGCUAACCCCCUUAUGGGACGUUUUAUGGAUUCCCAAGGUACAGAGCCUCAUCUCUCAGCCCUUCCAGAGCUUUAAAAACAUCUCCUGGUAUAAGCGCAGCAGAAGAUGGCUACGACCCUGCAUGAAUUCACCCAGUUUCUGGACCCUAAGAUGUUCCCCAGAGUGCUUCAGAUCCAGUCUGGAAUAUAUUAUCAAGGCUGUGUGUAUGAGAUGUUUGGAAGAGAGUGCUCUCUUUCAACCGGAGAUUUGUUGAAAAUCAUUGAUAUCACCAUCAGCAGAUUCACAGCGCAGACCUCCAGCAACACUGAGAUUGAGAUCCCUGUGGAAUACCCAGGAUUGUUCAAACUACUGGCUGACAGUCAGCCGUACCAAAGCAUACAAGAGAUAGCUGACUCGGUGAAGAUCAGCUCCCACAGACUGUCCCAGCCGGUGUUCCUCAGCGGUUCAGAGAUUCAGCUGGUACAGGGCGUCAUACGGGAGGGAGACAGCUUCAGAAUCACUGCCGUCAGCCGUGAGCUCAGCGGUGGAUGUGUGCAGUGUGAGCUUCUGCACAGAGAGCCCAAGGUCUGCUUCAGCCUGAGCUUCUCCCAGCAAGGACACUUCACAGAGUGCCAGGAUGACCAGUUUUACACCCUGAGAGAGAUAGCGGAGUGGAAAAUCUCCAACGGCAGAAAGAGGACUGUAACUGAGGUCAAAACUCUGCCCAAAAAGGACUUCUUAUUCACCAAUUUGCUGGAGAAUGUAUUUGGAGAGCUGCAGCUGACUCCUGUGUAUGAACUGAAGGCUGUUACACGACUCAGUGAGAAAAUUCUGCUCAUCCCAUCAAAUUUGGAUGUGGAGGUGGUGGAUGUCACUGAGCAGUUUGAUUGUGACUCCUUUGUGCAGCCUCUUUCUCUUAUGGAUGUUUUCAAGAGUCCUAAAGAACUUUUUCCUGUGGUGGCGAAGUUGUCAAGUGAAAGACCUUUCAAGCUUUCUCCAGAGCUGGAAAUGCUUUUCAGUUCCAAUCAGGUGGUCAUUCAUAAUGCUUUCUAUGCAAAACGAAUACUGGCCUCGGAAAUGGGUCGUGAAUCAACGAGACACUUUCUUAUUCCGGAGUCCUACAAUGGACGCUUAAAGCGGCGGCCGCGCCAGUUCCCCACCGCCUACGAUCUGGAGCGCGCACGCAGCGAAACUGAACAGAUACACGUGGUGGCCACCAGGGACUUUGAGUCUGUGUAUAACGGGCUAGCUUCUGUAAGUGCUGGAGAUGAGUUCAUAGUAAACAAAGGCAAAAGCUGUGCGCUUUCACACAAUGGAACCAAGAGGGCAGCUGAUGCAUUUCAAUGUCUGAAAGUUACAGGGAAAGAGACGAAGGAGCUUGUGCGCCUCCCCAUGUGUUUGGAGGGGGGAUUCAUGGAGCUGGUUAAAGAUAAGCGUCAAUACACCAUUGCGGAAAUAUGCCGAUGGUUCCCGCUGCCCUUCAACGUCAAAGUGUCUGUGCGAGACCUCUCAUUGAAGGUGGAUGUUUUGGCUGGCGUGCCCGGUCUGCACAUUGAGGAGGAGAUCUCUGACCCUUGCCUCCUUGUUUCAAACACUGAGCUGUCAGAGAUCAGGGAGGUGCCAGUCAAUCGCACAGACUUGAUCCUCAACAUAAAGCAGCGCUGGGAAGGCCAGAGUCCAGUAUGUAGUGGGAAUUCAGUCACAGAGGAAAUCUCAGAGGACUGUUACUACACACUCAGGAGGUAUGCCUUUACUACCAUCACACCCCCUCCACGACCACCAAAAAAACCCAAAGACCCUCCACCUCGACCUCCCAAGAAGCUAUCAUCCAGAUCAGAGAGCGCAAACAGUGAAGGCUCCAGCUGCUCUCCACAGGGUCUUUGUUUUGAACCUUUUAAACAGGAUAACUUCAUUCAGUGCAGUGAUUCAAAAAAUGGAAAUGACAAAAAGAUUCCCAUAAGUCCAGUCAUUUUGCCAAGACCUACCCUGCUGAAAGAGCUUGCCAAGGGCCGAAGUCUGGACAGCGUUUCCAUCACAAAACAUGAUGACGAUGAUGUGCAUGAUUAUGAAUAUAUUGAUGAAGCUCAGCUUGACAGCAUAAGGAGUUAAUUAACAAACCAUUAACACAGGCAAAGGAAAACCAAGUGAAAACAAGAUGAAGAGUAUACUAUGAAGUUCACUAUGGCUGUGUUCCAAAACUGCUUACUUUAAUUUCAUAUGAUGAGACUGACAUGGACAAAGUCUAUUUAAUAAUCACAUAACUUUACAUGAAUGUAAAUCAGCUGGAAUGCAAAUAAUUUAUUAGGUCCUUAUUAGUCCUGUAGGAGAAUAGUGUUACUGUAUUUCAAUUGUUUUUAUGAAAUACAACCAGUCGGUUACACUUUAUUUUAUGGUGUCCUUGUUACAGUGUAAUUAAACAUUUAAGUACUAAGGUAAAUUAAUUAAGUAUAUGAACUUACUGUAUGGUUUGAGUUAGGAUUAGGGUUACUUGCAUGUAAAUAUGCAUAAUUAAUUAUAACAGUAGGUACAUGUAACACGUAACAAGGACACCUUAAAAUAAAGUGUAACCCACCACCCUGUCAACAUAGGUUGUGACAGGAAUUCAAAUUGUAUUCAAAUUUUAUUGGCAUUGGACAAAAAUGCUAUAAUGAUGACAAAGAUUUUAGAAAUGGUUUUUCUAUUGCUAAGCCUCAGCAGAUAAGCAUUGAUAGGUUUCCUGCAGAAAGCCCUGUAUCUCUCCAGACUGCAGCUAUAUUUGGUGAAAAUUGCUUAUGGAUCAUGCACUCUUCAAAAAAUGUUGAAAAAGCUAUCACUGGGGUAACACUUUUAUACCCUAUUUAUUUAAUGGCUCGUUUUAGGUGUAUAUAUGAAUAACUUUUAAAAGGGUACUGCCACAGUGACAGCUGCUUUUGAGUAAUGAUACCUCUUUUUUGUCAAAAGUAUAUAUAUAAAGGCAGUUUUUUGUACAGUCUGGCUAUAUACAAUUAAAAGUGGGUG
Carassius carassius (crucian carp) is the source of this 3244-nucleotide messenger RNA. Its product is annotated as protein THEMIS-like. The coding region runs from base 374 to 2356 and encodes 660 amino acids. The transcript has 6 exons. Gene Ontology annotation, biological process: T cell receptor signaling pathway. The record is from RefSeq and is a predicted model, not a curated record. NCBI's taxonomy places the organism in Eukaryota, Metazoa, Chordata, Actinopteri, Cypriniformes, Cyprinidae.